AUGGUCCGGCCGCUAAAGGAGCUGCAGGUCACGGAGCGCCUGAUCCCGGCCUGGGGAAACUUCCCCAACACCUCGAUCCAGGAGAAGCCGCUGCUCAUCUACCAGUCUGUCUUCGACUCUGCCUCGCCCGACGCCGUCAGAGAGCAUCUGGAGGCCGUUGGCGCCGUCGUCCCGCAGUGGACGUACUCGAUGUACCCUGCAAACCACUUCCACUCGAACACGCAUGAAGUGCUCAGCGUGGUGGCCGGACAGGCGAGGCUCUGCUUCGGCCACGAGGAGAACCCAGACAGAUUCGAGACCACCGUGUCGAAGGGAGAUGUUAUCGUGGUGCCGGCUGGAGUGACCCACUGCUUGCUCGCAGACACACAGGGCGACUUUGCGAUGAUAGGGGCGUAUCCGCCGGGGAAGCAGUGGGAUCUGUGCUAUGGGGAGGAGGAGGUCGACAAGCAGGCGCCGGUGAUACGGUCUGUUGGCUGGUUCGAUCGGGACCCCAUAUACGGCGACUCGGGCCCAGUUCUUGCUGUUUAA
This is a messenger RNA of Trichophyton rubrum CBS 118892, 528 nucleotides long. RefSeq lists its product as uncharacterized. The transcript has a single exon. NCBI's taxonomy places the organism in Eukaryota, Fungi, Ascomycota, Eurotiomycetes, Onygenales, Arthrodermataceae. Bases 1 to 528 code for a protein of 175 amino acids. The record is from RefSeq and is a predicted model, not a curated record.